Closterium sp. Yama58-4 is the source of this 1452-nucleotide messenger RNA. The record is from the annotation of a GenBank genome assembly. Lineage: Eukaryota; Viridiplantae; Streptophyta; Zygnematophyceae; Desmidiales; Closteriaceae.
AUGAAAAAACAGAUCGAGUAUUUACUGGACAGACAACUGAUCCGCCCAUCCACCUCUCCCUACGGUGCACCAGUUCUCUUCACCCCAAAACCAGACGGCAGUCUACGGAUGUGCAUCGACUACCGCGCACUGAAUAUACAGACAGUUAAAAACAAAUACCCCAUACCGCGCAUAGACGACCUACUGGACCAACUGCGUGGUGCAACAGUCUUCUCGGAGCUAAACCUACGGUCGGGUUACUGGCAGAUCAAGAUGGCGGACAACUCGAUCCACAAGACGGCGUUCCGUACGCGAUACGGCUCCUACGAAUACUUGGUGAUGCCGUUCGGACUCUGCAAUGCACCAGCGACGUUCCAGGCGGAGAUGAACCACAUCGUACGACCCCUACUGGACGAGUGCGUAGUAGUGUACCUGGACGACAUUCUCAUCUACUCCAAGAACAUGAAGGAGCACGUGGAGCAUCUGUGGAAGAUGUUCAAGAUCCUGCGGAAAAAUAAGUUCUACGUGAAGCUGUCAAAGAGCGACUUCGCACUGAAGAAGGUGCAAUUUCUCGGGCACAUGGUGAGUGCUGAGGGCGUACACGUAGACCUGCGGAAGAUCGAAGCCGUUAUGAAGUGGAAAGCUCCGGGGAACGUGAAGGGAUUGCAGCAGUUCCUCGGCUUCGCCAACUACUACAACAGGUUUGUGCCGCAGUAUGCUAAGUUAGCAGAGCCACUGACCGACCUACUGAAAAAGGAUACGCCCUUCAAAUGGGAUACUCCUCAUCAGCAAGCCAUGGAACAGCUACAGACAGCACUGACCACAGCGCCAGUACUCAUCCUACCGGACCCAGACAAGGACUACGUAGUUGAAGCAGACGCUAGUGACCAGGCAGUCAGAGCAGUACUGAUGCAGGAUCACGGACGCGGUUUACAGCCUAUCGCCUACCUCAGUAAGAAGUUACACGGAGCAGAACUGAACUACCCCAUACACGACAAGGAAGCCUUAGCCAUAGUCAUAGCCUUCAAGGCGUGGAGGUGUUACCUAGAAGGAGCCAAGACCAUAGUUUACACUGACCACUGCAGCCUUAAAUACCUGAAGUCGCAGCCGACGCUCUCACGACGACAGGUGCGGUGGGUGGAUUUCUUGGAGACCCACUUCCACUACGACAUCAUCUACAAACCCGGGCUACACAACAAAGCUGACGUGUUGAGCCGCCCCGGUCACGUAGCAGGCAUCCAGCUCGACGGGAUGAACCCUCUACUCAAGGGUCUAUUCCAACAUGGGUACUCCGUGGACGGCGAGAUCGCAACGGCAGAGAAACAGAAGCUGUUACAGUGGGAGAAAGACUUAGCGGUAAGGAAGGGUUCAGGAAAGAUUUGGGUACCGAAUUACGCCCCGCUACGGCAGAUCCUAUUGAAAGAGUUUCACGACGUACAUAUGCGGGACAUUUCGGGAGUAACAAGACGUUAG